AUGAAAAAAUCUAACAAGAAAUUUGAAGGCGAGAGGUCUGAUUGUGAGCUGAGUUCGGACAGUGUUGGAGUUGAUUUUGAUGAUAUAAAUGACCAAAUUGAUGCAGAUUCUAUUGAAAAGAUUGAAGUUAUUGAUAUAAAUGGUAAUUUCAAAAGUGCCAAGGAAUUGGAAAAUUUUCUUUGGGACAUGGAGCAAUAUUUCUCUAUAGCCCCAGUUGUUGGGACGGACAAAAUAAACAUCACCACGGUGUACUUGACUGGUGAUGCAAAAUUGUGGUGGCGUACUCAGAAUGCGGAUGAUGAAAGUGCUGGACGUCCCAAAAUUGAUACUUGGGAUAAGUUGAAGAAGGAAAUGAGAGACCAAUUCCUUCCUAGCAAUGCCUCAUGGAUUGCUAGAGACAAGUUGAAAAGGCUAAGGCAAAUGGAAACGAUUCGUUACUAUAUCAAGGAAUUUACUUCUUUGAUGUUAGACAUCCAAAAUAUGUCUGAUGAAGACAAGUUGCAUAACUUUAUCUCAGGGAUGCAAGCAUGGGUCCAAAACGAACUACGGAGGCAGAAUGUCAAGGACUUGCUAAGUGCAAUAGCUGCCGCUGACUCGUUGAUGGAUUUUCGCUCAACUCGUUCUGAUUCUGACAUUCCUAGUUCUUUAAAGUCAAAGAAAAAGACUGAGAAGAAAUGGUAA
This is a messenger RNA of Capsicum annuum, 681 nucleotides long. RefSeq lists its product as uncharacterized. The coding region runs from base 1 to 681 and encodes 226 amino acids. The record is from RefSeq and is a predicted model, not a curated record. NCBI's taxonomy places the organism in Eukaryota, Viridiplantae, Streptophyta, Magnoliopsida, Solanales, Solanaceae. The transcript is spliced from 2 exons.